This is a messenger RNA of Haliotis rufescens (red abalone), 1253 nucleotides long. Its product is annotated as sperm axonemal maintenance protein CFAP97D1-like. The transcript is spliced from 5 exons. The coding region runs from base 131 to 916 and encodes 261 amino acids. Lineage: Eukaryota; Metazoa; Mollusca; Gastropoda; Lepetellida; Haliotidae. The record is from RefSeq and is a predicted model, not a curated record.
AGGUUUGAUCACGUGACCAGCAACCUAGCAAGUAGCGGAUAUAUGGCACUUGAUUACAACGUGUGUUGAGAAGGGUAAGGGUGUUGUCUGUCUGUAUAUCGGAAUAUUGUAACAUAGAGAAGACGUCAGGAUGCAUAGGUCGUACACAACUAUACUACCCACGUCCAACAAAUUAUUACAGCAACGCUGGGACUCUACCUAUUACAACGAACACAGACGAAAGGUGAAGGAUGCUGCUCCCAUGGUGGACACGAAGGCCCCGCCCACGUACAUGCACCUGCAUCUGAAGCUGAAGAAACUGCAGCUGGAGGAGGAGAGGCUGGCCACCAUCGAGAGAGACAACCGUAUUCUCCUGGAGAAGAUGUCCUACAUCAUGAGGACCAGAGGACGAGUGGACAACAGAAACAACUACGAGUACAGGAGUUUGAACCGAGAGAAGCGUCAGCGGGAGCUACUGCGCGUGACGGAAGAAAACCAGUCGAUACUGCGGCGUAUCUCAGAUCGCGGCGCCGAGUACAGCGCUGACCAGCUUCAGCGGGACUGGGAGGCCAACCAGAGGUUCAUGGACAGCAUCUCCCGAUUCCCCAAGGACUGGUGGGUCAACGACAAGGACAAGAAGAAGAGCAGCCGGAGAAGUAGCGCCGUGUCACAGAGGAACCAGCGCCAGAGGGACAACGAGUCGGUGAAGAGCGACUCCCCACAGGAGGAAGACGAAGAUAAGGAGAAAAACGAUAACGAGGAUAAAGAUACUGAUCAAGACAAAAUGAAGAGCUCAAAAAGCAAGAAAGACUCUAAAAACAAGAAAGAGGCAAAGAAGGAAGCAAAAGAUUCUAAAAAGGGAGGGAAGACAGAAGAGGAAACAGAAAAGAAGGACGAAGAGCCUGAAGAUAAGGAUAAACAAGCAGUUAAAGCAUAAAAAAUAUAUAUAUAUUUUAUACUGAUCUGUGAUGAGAAUAUGAUAACCACAGUUAGGGCCACAUCUUUAUCAUUGUAAGCCCCAAAUGAGCAUUUGUGCAAACAAUUGUCAGUUUUUUCGGGAAAAGGUUUGUUUUUCAAAACAUGCAUGUAAGUUUACAUUUCAUUUGCUUUCUUUUGAUAUUUGAAUUAGAAAUAUUCAACCUUUUUGUGUUUUUGAUUUGUGUAAAGUGCAAGUUGUCAGUGACUUUUCUCAAUUUCAUGGGUGUGGGGUUUUACUCAGUGAACGAGUUUCCAGCAUGCUCAAGUUGUGAAUGCCUGACAUUGUAUGAGGGAGU